Messenger RNA from Hyalella azteca, 363 nucleotides. Its product is annotated as putative glycine-rich cell wall structural protein 1. Bases 1 to 363 code for a protein of 120 amino acids. NCBI's taxonomy places the organism in Eukaryota, Metazoa, Arthropoda, Malacostraca, Amphipoda, Hyalellidae. The transcript has 3 exons. The record is from RefSeq and is a predicted model, not a curated record.
AUGUAUAAAAACCUGCAGAGUACUGGUGGUGGUACUGGUGGAGGUGGUGACGGUGGAGGUGGUAGUGGAGGUGGUAGUGGAGGUGGUAGUGGAGGUGGAGGUGGUAGUGGAGGUGGUAGUGGAGGUGGAGGUGGUAGUGGAGGUGGAGGUGGUAGUGGAGAUGGAGGUGAAGCUCUGCGCUCGGUUGACGGCCGCAGAGAAGCUCUGCGCUCGGUUGACGGCUGCAGAGAAGCUCUGCGCUCGGUUGACGGCUACAGAGAAGCUCUACGCUCGGUUGACGGCUACAGAGAAGCUCUACGCUCGGUUGACGGCUACAGAGAAGCUCUACGCUCGAUUGACGGCUCUAGAGAAGCUAUGCUUUGA